Molecule: messenger RNA, 3921 nt
Organism: Exophiala bonariae
Lineage: Eukaryota; Fungi; Ascomycota; Eurotiomycetes; Chaetothyriales; Herpotrichiellaceae
Exons: 1
Coding region: 1-3921 (1306 amino acids)
Source: RefSeq, a predicted model, not a curated record
AUGUCGACUUUUACUCCUCCCAACGGCACGGUCGCCAGCGAUUCCGAUUCCGCACCUGCACCUGCACCGGCACCUGAUCGUGCUCGUCUCGCCCUCCCCGAGUUUCAAUUCAUUGGCUCCCUGCCAAGAUCACAAUCGAAUGGUAAUCGAAAAAGCGAGAGUCCAGAGAGUCCUCAUCUCCUGGACCGUUUGUCUUUCGCCGCCUCUAGCAUUACCAGCGACCGCGGCUCAAAGGGCAAAGAGAAGGACAAGGAAGUUGGACGAGGCAAGGAAAAUGAGUCCCGCCGUUCCUUCAAUCGCUCUUCGGGUGGCUUCCUUCUCGAAUCCGUUUCCAACUCGACCCGUCAUGCCAGAGCUUCAACAACACCUUCCCGUCAAAACACUCGGUCAAAACGAGAGAAUGAGGAUUCGGAGCUGUCCGUUCCCAAGAGAAGGCACAAUGACACCCAUCUGUCAACAUUUCGGAGCUCCCCUCUUGCCACGGAGGUUAAGCGGGACCCUGUCAUCCACCACGACUCCAGGCUCGACCAACUGCUUCCAGGCACUGAUGUCCGUCGCUCACUUUCAUCAUCCAAGCGUGGCUAUCGCUCCACAGGGAGCCCAGCCUCAAGCUCCCAGGUGGUGGAGAUCAACCGAUCGCCAUUGGCCAAUGUUGGGUAUGACCAUGACCCUGCUCAGAUUGUAAAUAUGGCCUUGACCCUGAGCGAGGGUCGAAGACGACUUGCUUCUGGACGGAGAUAUGUCUCCACCGAACAGGGCGAACGCCGUGUCGUCUCUACUGCUACUACAAAUUCAGCAAGGGACACGGUGAGAAAGAGAAGCAUUGCACCAUUCCUAGCUUCCAAUCGUCAAGGGUCUCGCAAUCGUUCGCCAAAACCGAGUUUCUCCGCCUCAUAUGUUGAUCCCGGUGCGUCGAUAAAAGGACCCGAGAAUGAUCCCGCCACUUUGGAUGAUCUCUCGGAUGGUGAUAUGGACUUGACUCACAAACUAUCUCCUGCCACAGCCGCCCGCGUGGAGAAGGCCAAAAUAUUCUUUGAGCUUGCCCAUGAGCACCGUCGACUCCUGUCGCACUUGCCACCCCUCCGUCGUCCUGGCAGCUACCUCGUUUCCCACCGCCCUGAAGCUUUGCAGAAGUCUUACAAUCCACUGCAAUAUGUACGAAACAGAAAGUUGCGCAUAUGGGAGAAGACACCCAUUGACGUGGAAACAGAUGGCUGGCAUGAUAUUCACAAAGUUCGCUCAUGGGUUGACGCAGUAGUUUCAAGCAAUACAGUCACCCAACAUGACCCGGAUGAGUGUCUACGCUUACCUCCGCUGGAUCAACAAUCAGAAGACCCUGAACCUGAUGAUCAAGAUGAUGUUCCUGACGAUAUGAAAAAAGCCACUUCCCCUCGCCUGGCCGAUCAAUUCCAUCCCAGACCAAUACGACCUCGGUCGGAUUGGGUCACUCAUCCUGCCGACUUACUCGCUGAUGCAUAUUGGUUGGAACAAGGGAUGAACAAAUCUAAGAUCCAGGAUCGGGAUAACAAUUUGAUAUAUCCACCAAAUACUCAUUUCAAAUUUUCUGGCUGGCGCAAUAAAACGCCCGUCCAUAUUCCAGAGACAUUGCAACAGCCUUCACCUCCGGCUUCUGAGCAUCACGAACCAGAGUCACAACCUCCCUCAGCCCUUCCAGAGUUGCCCACGUUCAAAUCUGCGCAAUCAAAAAACGAUCCUGGCCGUCAUAGUCGUCGAAGAGAUCGACUGAAAGACACUCUUCAGUUGAAAGACGGAAGUAGCUCUCGAGAGCGGUCUAAAAUUAAACGGAAAUUGUUCCCGGACAGCAGUGACACUGACUUCUCUGACACUUCCUCUUCCUCUGAUGAUGGUGCCCCUGAACGUGGUCGAAGGCGCCUGCGUCGGCGGAGACAAAAGCCACACGAUUCAGAUGAUCUUUCACCCACGAAAACCAAGCAAACGAUUAAGGCAGGAUCACACGCGCGAGCGGAUUCCAGUCCCGGAUCCUCGGUUCCAAAUUCAAAAAGAUCUUCAGUUGACCAUUCCGCGUUGAAUAAGUUGCUGUUGCGUGAUAACUUCAAGAAGAUAUCCUCUCGUCCAGGCUCACGAAUUCGAAAUGGAUCGCCUGCAGCGGGGCCGAAAAUGGGGAUUUUUCGAUCGAGCGUCGAUAACGAGCGUCCUCCUCGUGCCUCGACUGAAUAUGAUACCACUACGGCACCCAGCUCCCCCGCAGUGGUUGAAUGGCCAAGUAUAGCAAUCAACCUCUCUCCACCUCCGAGCAGAAGUACGUCACCGGUGCGGAAGCAAAGGUCUUCAUUGUUGCAUCCAUUCAACAAGAAACACAAAGAUCACGAAAACAUCAGCACCACUGAUUUUGCUCACGUCGUACCCAGCCAACCAGGCAGUGAUGCUGAGAAGCAUUCUGAACCUUCCCAAGAUUCUCGAGGUGCAAGUCCCAUGUCCCGAGGCUUAAGUCCUCUGUCAAAGAAUCGAACCCAACCAGAUGAUUUGGCACCACAUUCCUCGAAUGAGCAUAGACUUAGUACCGCUAGUAAGGUUAGCACCAGGUCUACUGCUCACGGUGGGAACGAACACCACAAACUUCGUGGUAUCUUCAAGGGCGGACGUAUUGCUGAAUUGGUAGGGAAUGAAGUCUCUCGGGUUGGAGAUUACAUUUGGAAACGUGAUCACCCUGGCCACCACAGGCCUAGAAUUUCGACGUCGGACGCUAGUUUGCGAUCCUAUGACUCUGAUGAUGAAAAAGAGCCCCACGAGAAUGGGACUGCAAUUCAUCUACCACCUGCUCCUGGACCCAGGUCAAGAUCUUCUACGAUUUCGAGCACAAAGAGUGAUAGACCUACGCUCGUGCACACUCGAACCAGUCCACCGUCCAACGACCGACCGAAGUAUAACAACCCGAAUUUGCCUAGCUUCACAUCUCCAUUUCAAAGAGACAGAGAAGAACAAGAGAAGAAAGCUCUCUUGACACCAGGUUCAACAAUAGGUCAAGCUUCACCCGAUAAUACGAGAGAAGACAUUCGUGCAUCCUCUCGUUCUCCUAGACUACGUCUAGCAUUACCGAAAAUUGACACAUCCAAAGCUACUGCUCCUCUCGACCCUGCUAGACGAAAAAGCUAUGGAUUUUCACAGGCUUUGGAUCUAAGCAGGUCUCGUGAUGCCUCGAAUCUCCUGAACAAUGCCAUUGGGCCUGCCAAUGGCCUGCCACAUCUUCAUCCCACUCGAUCUGCCAGCGAACUGGCUUUGGGAGACCAGAACGACCAAGGACAAGAACAAUUCGAACCCACCCAUGUGACAUGGAGGGAUAUUCGACGUGCAGAAGCUCUAUUAUAUAGUUCGACUGUGAAAGCACGGGAAAUUGGUCGCCGUGCUGAGGAUCCUCACACACAUACGCCAAAGUUCUUGUUGGAUUCUUUUGCUCCCGAGAAUCUGGACUUGCAUUCUGUCAAACGAGUUAAGCGCCGUGAAGAACAUGUUGUGGCCGCUAAGAACAUCACGGACACUCUGGAGAAACAUUCGAAGUCGUUCAAUUAUAAGUUGCAUUCUUUUACAGCAGCAUUGGCUCCGACCUUACAUAGACAACUUCAAAUGUUAGAAGACAGCGUCGAGAAUACCCUCACUCCUCAAGUCCGCAUUACUGCAGAUGCGGCAGGAGAGCUGAGUAUCAAGCUAACUACGGCAAGCACAUUGGCAGUAAAAAGCUUGAACGAUUCAAUUGAUGCUGCAUUUCGGAGACGCAAACGAGGUCCUUUCAAAGUGGUGAGAAAGAUCUGGUUUGCCAUGAUUGAAUGGGGCGUUGUUGGGUUAUUGUGGUUCAUCUGGGCCAUUGUCAGCUUUCUCCAGGCGAUCCUUGCCACAUUCAGAUUUCUCGGCAACACGACAAGAUGGUUGCUUUGGAUUGAUUAA